Trifolium pratense (red clover) is the source of this 704-nucleotide messenger RNA. RefSeq names its product auxin-responsive protein SAUR71-like. The record is from RefSeq and is a predicted model, not a curated record. The coding region runs from base 85 to 546 and encodes 153 amino acids. NCBI's taxonomy places the organism in Eukaryota, Viridiplantae, Streptophyta, Magnoliopsida, Fabales, Fabaceae. The transcript has a single exon. Gene Ontology annotation, biological process: response to auxin.
CAUCGAAACAAAAACCCGCUCCGUUACUUUUUCAACACUCCACUCCACUCCACCACCUUUUCCCCUUUCACACUCUUUUUCAAAAUGUCACCGUCAUCAUCCUCCACCGGAAACUGCAGCAAAAUCCGCCGCAUUGUUCGUCUCCGACAAAUGCUUCUCCGAUGGAGAAAGAAAGCACGAUUAACAACAACAACAACAAACUACUACGAUGUACCGGAAGGACACGUGGCAGUAUGUGUGGGUCCUAGUAUGAGAAGAUUCGUUGUUCGUGCUAGUUACUUGAAUCAUCCGAUCUUCAAGAAGCUUCUGAUGCAAGCGGAGGAAGAAUACGGUUUUUGUAACCAUGGACCGCUUGCGAUUCCAUGUGAUGAGUCUUUGUUUGAAGAGGCUCUUCGGGUUAUGGCCCGACCCGAACCUAGAUUUUCUACGCUUGAAGAUUUUCAGAGACGGUGCCACGUGGAUGUUAGUAGUAGUAGUAGUAGUAGUAGUAAUAAUCAGUUUGUAGGAGAAUCGAGGCCGUUACUUCAUGAUGACCCGAUUUGUUGAGUCAGCGAGUUAACUCGGUUUUUUUUUCUUCUGGAAAAUAUAAUCAUCGCUAACUCAUUUUUAAUUUUUUUUGGGUAUUUUGUUGUACUAAUGAUUGAUGUUAGGUGAGUUUGUUGUAGGGAAAAAAUAUUUAUUAGUGAAUUGAUGAUAAAAAAAUA